This is a messenger RNA of Dicentrarchus labrax (European seabass), 3156 nucleotides long. RefSeq names its product zinc transporter ZIP1. Gene Ontology annotation, cellular component: plasma membrane. Lineage: Eukaryota; Metazoa; Chordata; Actinopteri; Moronidae. The transcript has 4 exons. The record is from RefSeq and is a predicted model, not a curated record. Gene Ontology annotation, molecular function: zinc ion transmembrane transporter activity. Gene Ontology annotation, biological process: zinc ion transmembrane transport. The coding region runs from base 261 to 1289 and encodes 342 amino acids.
UUCAUCAUAAAGCGCGAUCAGCUGAUGGGAACUGACUCACCACUUCCCGGACAACAUGUAGGACCACAUCGAGCCGAGAACACAGAGAACUGGAUUUUACUCUCCGGACUCAGAUUCUGCUGAGGUGGAUCGGUCCGAGCCGCCUGGAUCCGGAUUCAGACUCUCCUGUGUGAAUCCAUGGCGGUGGUUUGAGAGCUGCUCCUCCUCGCUGCUCCUCCUCGCUGCUCCUCCUCGCCACCUGAAACUGAACCAGAGUGAAGAUGUUCGUCGGGGGGAGGCUCUCCUCCUCCUCCGCCCUCCUGCCUUCUGGGAGGGAAACGCCGGCGCUGCAGCUCAACCCGGUCGACGUCCCCGCCCUGGAGAUCAAACUGGGAGCGCUGGUGGUCCUGCUCUCCGUCACCCUGCUGUUUGGCUUCGCCCCGCUCUGCAUCGUCCGGGGAGCCGGGUCCUUCUGCGUGGACCCAGAUUUGCGGCGCCGGCUGCUGAGUCUGAUCAGCUGCUUUGCUGGAGGAGUGUUCCUGGCCACCUGUCUGCUGGGCCUGCUGCCGGACUACCUGCAGGGCAUCAACGAGGCCUUCAGCAACGCAGGAAUCACACUCCAGUUCCCUCUGCCCGAGUUCAUCGUGGCCAUGGGCUUCUUCAUGGUCCUGGUCCUGGAGCAGAUCAUCCUGGCCUUCAAAGACCAAUCCUCCCCUCACACGGAGGAGCGCCGGUCUCUGCUGGUGGACUCCAGCGUGCAGGCGAACGACGGCAGGAACGGUCGUCAUCACUCUCACCGCCGGCGCGGGUCGGAGGAGUCCGACGGCGGCCACUUCCACGUGGACUUCAGCUCCCAGUCCGCCCUGCGCGCCUUCAUCCUGGUCUUCUCGCUGUCGCUGCACUCGGUGUUUGAGGGUUUGGCGGUGGGGCUGCUGGAGGAGGGGAAGGAGGUUCUGGAGAUCUGCCUGGCGCUGAUGAUCCACAAGAGCAUCAUCUCCUUCAGCCUGGCCUUCAAGCUGUCGCAGAGCCGGCUGCGGCGGUCGGUGGUGACGGGCUGCCUGCUGCUGUUCGCCGCCAUGUCCCCGCUGGGCAUCGGCGUGGGCGUAGGCCUCACCGAGACCAAGGCGUCGCCGCAGCACCAGCUGGCCCGCAGCACGCUGGAGGGGCUGGCGACGGGAACCUUCCUCUACAUCACCUUCAUGGAGAUCCUGCCGCACGAGCUCAGCGCCGCCAGGAACCGCAUCCCCAAGGUGGCCAUGCUGCUGGUGGGCUUCGCUCUGGUCACCGCCGUGCUCUUCAUCAAACUGUAACCGUGGAAACGGACAACAGGAAGUCCUUCCUGUUCAUUGGUGAACUCUCUAUCGCUCAACUUCAUCCUUCCCUGUACUUAAAUAUGCUACGUGCUUGGCUAAUCUAUGCUGCAACCGCCGACAUAUAUAAAGAUAAACGUCAGAAAAUUACAACGGAGUAUUAAGGCCAUACUAAGAGGAAAAAUAAAUAAAUAUAUAGUCGUAAUAAUACCAGAAUAAAGUCGUAAUCAUACGAGAAUAAAGUCGUAAUAAUACCAGAAUAAAGUCGUAAUAAUACGAGAAUAGUCGUAAUAAUAUGAGAAUAAAGUCGUAAUAUUACCAAAAUAAAGUCAUAAUAAUAUGAGAAUAGUCGUAAUAAUAUGAGAAUAAAGUCGUAAUAUUACCAAAAUAAAGUCAUAAUAAUAUGAGAAUAGUCGUAAUAAUAUGAGAAUAAAGUCGUAAUAUUACCAAAAUAAAGUCAUAAUAAUAUGAGAAUAGUCGUAAUUUUACCAGAAUAAAGUCGUAAUAAUACGAGAAUAAAGUCGUAAUAAUACGAGAAUAAAGUCGUAAUAUUACCAAAAUAAAGUCAUAAUAAUACCAGAAUAAAGUCGUAAUAUUACCAAAAUAAAGUCGUAAUAAUACCAGAAUAAAGUCGUAAUAAUACGAGAAUAAAGUCGUAAUAAUACGAGUAUAAAGUCGUAAUAAUACGAGUAUAAAGCACAAAAGAAGCAAUUUCUUCUGAGUCCCUGUGGUUCUUCCUUCGAAAUAGCACAGUUUGCACAAACAUUUCAAAGUCCUGGUACUGAUAAUAAUUUGAUGCUGAUGUGACAAAAGAUUAAGUAUUUCCUUAUUUGUGAAACCGUUAAAUUAAGUAUAACUUAACAAGAUGCUCAACAUUCCUCAUUUUAACGAAGCAGGAAGAUAAAAUUACGACUUUAUUCUCGUAAUUUCCCCCCAAAAAUUAAUCUUUUCUGUAAAUGUCUUAAAGAUUGUAGGAUUUAGUGGCAUCUAGAGGCAGAUUACAACUCACUUGUUCAACCCUCCCUUUCCAACCUCGAGGGGACUACAGUGACCACGAAACACCCGAUAAAGGUCCCUAUGUAGUGUCGGUGUUUGGUUUGUCCCUUCUGGACUACCGUACAAACUCCAGAGAAGGAAAGGUGUCUUCCUCAGGUAACAAAAACGAUUUUAUAUUCAGGUGAUUUUACACAAAUAUAAACACUAUAAAUAUUAUAUAACGUUGUUACAGAGUUACCAUUUCCUGUUGGUUCGUAAAGGGAAAACUAUGGAAGCCCAUUUCUGCCAAGAAGAUACUGACUUAAUAUCACAAAGUAAUUAUUUUGAGAUACCACAGAAAUUUACAGAAUCUGUCACAUAGCAGUUUUUUUACUCUGUAGUCGUUAAAAACGUGCCGACGUGAGAAUAUGUGAUUUCUUUCUUCUUCCUCCGACGAACCGACAGAAACAGAAACCGCUUUGUGUUCCAGAUUUUCCCCCUUUUCACUUCGGCUUGAAAGGAAGUCUUUUAUUUAGCCGAGGCCGUGCAGAGAAAACGCUGCGCUGAGCAAACACAAUGAGCUGGUUGUUGUUGUUGUUGUUGUUGUUGUGCAGUCAGACGGGGCUUUACAACCGGGGCUGCUGGAUGUCCGAGCCCAUUCGUGUCUCCUCCUUUAAGAUCAGCUUUGAUUUUAUUUUCUUUAACUUGUGCAGUGAUCAGGAUGUAAUGACUGAAAUGUAUUUUUGUGAUUACGAACACCAAAGUCUUUGAUCCAAAGUCUUUUUAAACACUGCAGUAUUUUAAUCGUUGUGUUGAAUGUAUGAAAUGUAUCAUAUUUUGUAUUGUGAUGAUCAGACUGAAUUAAACAUGAAAUAGUUUUUCAGAUCAUAAA